AUGAGCUGUGAAAAUCAAGAGGGGAGUCUGCUGAAGGAAAUGAACAGCCAACAAAAAAUAUUUCUGAAAAAUGUCAAGAAAGACUCAAACACCACAGGUCUGAGCUGGUGGCUCGGAGCAGGUCUGCAAAGGGACAACACAGAAAUCAGAGAGGGGGCCGUGAUGAGCGACUCUUGCACGUACCUGGAGCUGAAUCCACUGCAGCUCGGCACUACAGCCAACUGUACUGAGGAACGCGGCUUCCUCUGCACUCAUAGGAUUUUCUAUGCAUCUGAGCAGACGAGUGAGAUAAUACCAGAAUUAAAGAAAGCAGCUCAGGCUUUGACUUCGCCUAUUCACAACCACACUGUGUCUCGCAUCCUCAACGCCACCACCGCGCUCCUCAAGCUGUCACUGACCAGAUGUAACGUCCACACUGUAACCAACCCCACUCAAUUGUUUGAGGACGUCUUUGAGAUCUUCAGAAUUGUUUCUCUUAAAAUUGGUGCUGAUUCACCCAACCUAUUUGUGAUAACUCACCCAGAUGGAAAUCUUUAUCAGAAAAAUUUUGAUGCGAACGACAUUGGCACAGCGACUCUGGGGUCUAAGGAGGAUGGGGAAUAUGUGGUGAUGCCCUCAAAAGAAGCACUCAGCCCAUUUUUCAAGGGCCGAAAAGAUGUUAUCGCUCAGGUGACGACUUUCAGGACAAAUCCACAUCCCACCGACGAAGUGAUAAAUGGACACGUUUUUAGCUUGAUCUUUUUGCCUCGCCCCAAUGCCACAGCUGUGAACAGUACAGUGUUACUGGAGGAGAAUCGUAAAGCAGUGACUUCCUUCAACAUCACAGAUACGGCUGUGACAGUUUUUCUGACCAUCGAGCCCAAUGUCAAUGUGUCUCUGCGUCUGCUCCUUCAGCACGGCUCACCUCCAAACAGCAGCUUUAAUGGCACCCAAGUCAUCUUCAACCCUCAAGUGGGCUACCGCUGGAUGAUAACCCCCAGCAUGAGGGAGGGGCUUUCUGGGACAUGGUACGUUGAUGCGCGGUUACACAACUCCACGUGGGUCCCAGACUUGUAUCUGAGUAUUACAUCACACAUGACCAAGUGCAUGUACUGGGACACAAAAGCUGAGAAGUGGACCACUAGUGGCUGUGAGGUGGGUCCAAAGAGCAUCCCUGAGAGCACACAGUGCCUCUGUAACCACUUGACUCUGUUUGGGAGCUCCUUCUUUGUGAUGCCCAAUUACGUGGACCUAUCCCGCACUGUCGAGCUGUUCGCCACUGCCAAAGAUAACUAUGUGGUUUUGGCCUUAGUCUGUGCUUUCUUUGGCUUCUACUUCAUGACACUGAUGUGGGCUUGCUACGCUGACCGCAAAGCUUUAUCUAAGAGGAAAAUUACCCUUUUAGAAGACAACCAUCCUGGAGCUCAAUACAACUACCUGGUCUGUGUCUACACCGGUCAUCGGAAAAACGCUGGGACAACUGCAAAUGUGAUGGGGAAGCUGAUUGGCUCAGAGGGAGAAAGUGACACCCAUAACCUCACCGACCCAGACAAACCCGUUUUUGAGCGCGGGUCAGUGGACAUGUUUCUGCUGGCCACUCCGUAUCCUCUGGGAGAACUGAAGAACCUGCGAUUACAACACGACAACUCAGGAGGGCGGCCAUCUUGGUACAUAAACCGAGUGAUCAUUCAAGACCUCCAAACCAAGAAUGUGUUUCACUUUUUCUGCGACUGCUGGUUGAGCGCUGACAAAGGAGACGGAAUGACAAAGAAAACAUUCAACGCAGCAAAGAACAAUGAGGUCGCCAGUUUCAGAAAUAUCUUCACGAACCGGACGUCGAAUGGCUUCAGGGAUGAGCACAUUUGGGUGUCUGUGUGGGAUCCCCCCUCACGGAGCCCCUUCACUCGGGCACAGAGGAUCUCCUGCUGCAUGUCCCUGCUCCUCUGCACCAUGGCCAUCAACAUCGCCUUCUGGAACCUCCCUGUCAACGAAGACUCACCUGUUGUCCUGUCUAUAGGUUUUCUUGAGCUCACCUGGCAGGAAAUCAUGGUGGGCAUCCAGAGCGGCCUCCUCAUGUUCCCCAUAAACAUCUUGAUCAUCACCAUUUUCCGCAGCAUCAAACCUCGGAUCGUCCAGAAAAAAGAGAUCGACGAGGAAAUCGUGAAACCCCCUCCUGUUUCCAUACCAACCGUUCUAAAGGAAAUGGAAGAGAUGAUUAUGAUGGUGAGCCAAAGUCCAAGAAAUAAGAUGUCCCAGUCCAAUCAUCUGGAGUCCAGCGCCGAUCUCAGCCCGGCCUUGGACAAUGUGCAUGAAUUCAUUCAGCUUAUGCAAGGUGAGACUGCGAGCGACUCGCACUGGGUGUACUGCAGUAAGUUCCUUCUGUGUUGCCUCAGUCACCUGCUGCAGUGUCUGGAGAAACUGGACGUCAGAAGCUUCGCCUCCCCAGACGAGUAUCAGAACCUGCUCAACACGACCAACCUCCUGGUCAGAAAGGCGGAGAUGGUCUUCACCAGCCACCUGGCCUACUGUCCGCCUCCAGCCAAAGUGGUGAAGAAGAAACAUGCUUCGUCGUGCUGGCUGCCCUGGUGGUGCGUGUUCAUCGGCUGGUUCUUGCUGUUCACCAUCAGCGGGAUCUCCACUUACUUCACGCUCAUCUAUGGUUUUCAGUACGGCAAAGAGAAGUCCACAAAAUGGGUCAUGUCCUUGGGCCUUUCGCUGUUUCAAAGCAUCUUUAUCCUACAGCCGCUAAAGGUGGUCGGCUUCGCUGUGUUCUUUGCUCUGCUGCUGAAACCUGUUGCUAUGGAGGACACUGAAGAAGUCGAGCAAGUGCUGCUAUCACAACAGGACAAGUGCAGACGCUACACGGGCCGGGACAUUUGAAGAGUCACACUGCUGUCUGCUUUUUAGACAUCUUUUUGCACUUAUGGGUAACACUUUAAAAUGGCUGCACACUUUAAACCAAAAUUAUUCAUGCCUUGGCUGGAUUUGAAUGGCUUCUUAGUUAAUUCUUCUGUUCUUCUGAAAGAGGUUGGGUGAUGUGGCAGAAAGAACUACUAUUUUCUUACUUUCAAGAGCAAAUUAAAGCUUCUGUAUCUGCGUCUGAGAUGUGGAAAUUUACCUGUGACUCAGAGCGAGGUCCUGCAGCAGAAGUGGAUGUGUUUUUAAGAGCGAUUUCAACCUUAAAACCACUGAUAACGAUAAAACACUCUCUCCAAACAGGAAAACCUACCACAGGGUCAGAUAAAUUCAAUGUAACAUCAUCAUAUGAACAUACAAACAUACAAACAUUUAACAUUUUAAACACAAGUCCUAGAUUGUUGACACAGAGAUGUUGAUCCAUCCUGUUUUUGAUGCCACUUUCAGUUUUUUGAUUGUAUCGAGCCAGGGCACGAAUAUAUUUGGGAUUAAUUAAAAAGAAAAUAGUGUACAUAAUACUGUGAUAUUUAAUAUUUAAUGCAGUGGCUACUAGAAACCUUAUAUUUAAUUUAUGCAACUGUUGAAUUUAUUCUUCUCACAAGUGAAACAGAAAAUUACAGGUUUUAAUGAAAUAGAAUAUUGGGACAGAAUUGUUAAAGUUGUUUAAUUCUACGCUACGUCAAAAGCAAAUGUGUAUAUAUAAAUGUUCUAUUUUGAAUACAUAUUAUAAUUUAAAUGUACAUUCAUAUAAAGUAAUACAUAUCUGAGAAAUAUUCAAAUGUGCGCCUGUAUUUAUUUUGUGUGUUAGUUCACUGUAUCACGUCUGAUUUAAAGUAAAAGGCUUUAGCAGCGCAGACGACCUGUUUGACAUGCUCUGAAAUAUCACAAAGAAUGUUUUUUUGUAAAUAUUUACCAUAAUGGACUUUUGAUUAAAUGAGUCUUUGCACUGCUGCUGUCAGCCUGAAUAACAUCAGAGUCAGGGCCACACGUCGCUGAAGCUGGAACAUGAACUUUCACUUAAGUUGGGGUUUAUGUAACAUAUAAGAGAACCGAUUAUUAAUUUAUUACUUUUUUUUUCCAAUAUCUGUCCAUCAUCAUAAUAGACGCUGAAGGUUCAUCCCGGGGCUGUAUAGACGCUCUUACCUCUGUUCACUGAGCACCUGUGUGGUUCAUGUUUGCAGAUACAAUUCUGUCUGGUCUGUUUAAAAUGUGUGAUAAAUAAACAGUUUAUUCACU
This is a messenger RNA of Periophthalmus magnuspinnatus, 4131 nucleotides long. It is a transcript of the gene pkd1l3, whose product is annotated as polycystic kidney disease 1-like 3. Gene Ontology annotation, cellular component: membrane. Lineage: Eukaryota; Metazoa; Chordata; Actinopteri; Gobiiformes; Gobiidae. The transcript is spliced from 20 exons. The coding region runs from base 1 to 2859 and encodes 952 amino acids. Gene Ontology annotation, biological process: detection of mechanical stimulus. Gene Ontology annotation, molecular function: protein binding; calcium channel activity. The record is from RefSeq and is a predicted model, not a curated record.